AUGUCGGCGUUGAACUUCUGUCAAGGAGACCUUCUCCUGUUGCUCGACUCUUCAGGAAGUGUGACAAACUUUGAGUUCUCCUGUUUCCUGCUCUUCGCCGCCGAUCUGCUUUGUCCCUUUUCAUUGGGCCGUGGACAUGUGAGAGUGGCCCUGCUGCAGGUCGGCACCAGCCCUCACCUGGAGUUCAGUCUGGAGGGCCACGACAAACAGGAGAGUCUGGAGGAGAGUCUGCAGGAGGCCCUGCGAGGCGUCAACCAGCUGCAGGGAGACACCAACACGGCGACACACGUGGCCCAGCAGCUCCUGUUAAAGACGAGGCAGGAUGUGCCAAAGCUUCUGCUGUGGCUGACGGACGGAGUGCAGCCUGGAGCCGUGGAAAAGCCAAUGUCAGAGCUGAAGGCUCGGGGAGUUUCUGUGUUGGUGGUUUAUACGAUGCAUGGGAACCACCAGGUGUUAAAGCGUGUGGUGACACCUCCUGUAGAGUCCCACCUCUACUCUGUGGACAUCGAUAGCAUCGACAUCAUCACAGAAGACCUGAGGGAGGCCAUCGUCAGAAUUGUUUGUGCAGAACAGCUGAGCGUGGUCCACCUUACCUCCCGCAGUGCUGUGCUGCAGUGGCGUCCCUUUCUGACUGUGGACAGCGGGUAUGAGCUGCACUUGAACUCUGUGAGUACAAACCACCCUGAGAUCAGGAAGCUUCUGCCACGUGAGUCCAGCAGAGCGGAGCUGAGCGACCUGCAGCCUGAAACUAGAUAUGCAGCUUCUCUCCACCCCAAGUCCAACAACAGGCUGGUCAGACCACCGCACUUCCUGGUAUGA
Messenger RNA from Nematolebias whitei (Rio pearlfish), 819 nucleotides. RefSeq names its product von Willebrand factor A domain-containing protein 1-like. Lineage: Eukaryota; Metazoa; Chordata; Actinopteri; Cyprinodontiformes; Rivulidae. Gene Ontology annotation, molecular function: protein binding. The record is from RefSeq and is a predicted model, not a curated record. The transcript has 3 exons. Bases 1 to 819 code for a protein of 272 amino acids.